ACCUUCCCUUCAGUGUUUUGUCACCGCUCUUGCCUCCCUGGCUCCAGCGUUUGGUGGGAGGAACUUUGUUGUAUUCUAUUUAGUCUUCUUAACACUGUUUUUUUUUAAAAAUAGUUUUAUAUAAGCAAUGUGGUUUACUUAUUUGCUCAGCUGGCUCUCCCUGGUGAUACAAAUCUUAUUUGUCACAUUAGCAAUUGCUGCAGGGCUCUACUACCUGGCAGAGGUAAUAGAAGAAUACACAGUAGCGACCAGCAGAAUCAUCAAGUACAUGAUAUGGUUCUCCACGGCGGUGCUGGUCGGGCUCUACCUGUUCGAGGGAUUCCCUGCAGUGAUGAUGAGCGUGGGGCUCUUCACAAACCUUGUCUACUUUGGGCUGCUGCAGACUUUCCCUUAUAUCCUGCUCACCUCGCCCAACUUCAUCCUGUCCUGCGUGCUGGUCAUUGUCAAUCACUACAUGGCAUUCCAGUUCUUUGCAGAGGAAUAUUAUCCAUUCUCUGAGGUCCUGGCGUACUUCACGAUCUGCCUGUGGGUAAUACCCUUCGCUUUCUUCGUAUCGCUGUCGGCCGGGGAGAACGUGCUUCCUUCCACAGUGCAGCACGGAGAUGACGUGGUAUCAAACUACUUCACCAAAGGAAAGAGAGGCAAGCGCUCUGGAAUCCUGGUCAUAUUCUCAUUCCUCAAAGAGGCAGUGCUGCCCAGCAGGCAGAAAAUGUACUGAGAACAUUGGAGAGGAAGGAACAGGGAAAACGAAUCCUGUCACUUUGAUUUGAGAACACAAAGACUGUACGGCAUGAGAGGGAAACAAAGAAAAGGAAGGGAUGAUGUGAGCGAGAGAAGAAGCGACCUGGAGAGAAGCCAGAGCACAGAGUAAGGGGCAGAUCCGAGUGGCUGUGUUCGUGCCUGCCCUCCAGACCGCCUGUGCUUCUCUGAAUGAUUUGGGAUUAACUGUCAUUGUUUUUGUAUCGUAUGCCUGUUAUUGGCAGUCUGACUGGAGAUUUCUGCUUUAAUGAUGGAAAUGGAAAAAGGAGGUCUGUGAUUUGCCUGCUAGAUAAAACAUAAAACCCGGAAGGAAAAAAGAAGAUGCUGUUAGCAAAUUAAAUAAAUAAAUUAAUAAAAAAAAAAAAAAAAAAAAAA
This is a messenger RNA of Acipenser ruthenus (sterlet), 1134 nucleotides long. Its product is annotated as protein TEX261-like. Gene Ontology annotation, molecular function: COPII receptor activity. NCBI's taxonomy places the organism in Eukaryota, Metazoa, Chordata, Actinopteri, Acipenseriformes, Acipenseridae. The record is from RefSeq and is a predicted model, not a curated record. Gene Ontology annotation, biological process: endoplasmic reticulum to Golgi vesicle-mediated transport. Gene Ontology annotation, cellular component: endoplasmic reticulum membrane; Golgi membrane; COPII-coated ER to Golgi transport vesicle. The transcript has 7 exons. Bases 128 to 718 code for a protein of 196 amino acids.